Eupeodes corollae is the source of this 2607-nucleotide messenger RNA. RefSeq lists its product as uncharacterized. The record is from RefSeq and is a predicted model, not a curated record. Gene Ontology annotation, biological process: vesicle-mediated transport. Lineage: Eukaryota; Metazoa; Arthropoda; Insecta; Diptera; Syrphidae. The transcript has 7 exons. Bases 164 to 2560 code for a protein of 798 amino acids.
AAAGAUAAGAAACAACAAUACUUUUCUGCUGAUUUGAUUUGUUGAUUACAAAUCGCAAAACACUUAACUUAUUUUGCAGUAUUGUGAUUAUAGACCAUACCAAAGAACUUUUAAGCAAUUUGUUUCAAUUUGAAGUUUACAAAAUCAAUAAAAACUAAUUAAAAUGGCAAAGGAAACCAUGAUUGUGUUCGUUUACGACACAGAAUACUGCAAGGAUGAGACACACGAUCCAAUAAAUGCUGUCUUAUAUUUUCAUCCAAGCUGGGUGUCAGAUAUACAAAAGGUUGCCCUUUGUGGACAGCUUAUGGGAACUUCACAAUUUUUAAAACACUGUUUCUUUAGACCCAAAAUAAUAUCUUUACAAAAUGGAAAAUUUGUUUUUAGAGAAUUUGGAAGAUUUGUUGUGGCAAUUGGAACUGAUCGAAAUAUAUCGGAUUAUCUUUUAGAACAUCGUGCUAAUCUUCUUGCUUCUCUAGUGGGAUUUUUUCAUCGUGAUUUACAAACUAUAUAUGAUCAAUUUCCUUCGAACAAACAUCAUAGAAAUGUCUCAGAAAAAUUGUAUCACAUAUUCGGAACGUACCUUCCAAUUUUGCAAUAUAAUGGAAAUAUUUUCCAAAAUGUACCAAAACUUAGAAUUCCAAAGAUUGCCAGUAAUAUAUUUCUAGACGCCAUGCAUACCUUGCAAAAUUGCCAACAGACGAAAGGUGUUCUUGGCGGGGCCAUAUUAUAUCACAACAAAAUUGUUGUUUCCCAGCUGUCGGAUAGUGUGACAAAAAAUAUCGUUUUUACUGACCCCCAUCGCAUAAGGUCCACAGCUGAAAUGAUAACUGUUAACUUCCAUGUUCCUGUUGGAGUCCAAAUGAUUUUCGUUUACAUUCCUGUUGAUCACUUCAAUAAGCUAUCUGCCGACGCCUAUCGUUCACAAACUCUACAAACGCAACAUCUCUCAAACAACGCUAUGCAAAACCACUUUCAAAAGAGAAAAAUGAAAAGAGACCGAAGUAUCAUUUUCUCAAACAUACCUGAAGAACAUAGCUCCGAUCAAAUUGAACAUGUUGAACCAACCGUUGUUAAGACUAAAAAAAUCGCUUUGAGGCCAACCCAUUUACCAUUGCAAGAAGUGAUUCCAAAAGAUCUCAAAGAAAACGAAAAACCACCAAAAGAUAAGAACCACUAUCCAGAGUAUAUAGGUCGAACAAGUGUUUGUUCGACUCCUAUGACUGAAAACAAAAUUUUACAUGGCAAUGGUAUUAUGUCAAUCUGUGCAAAUCCAAAUGAAGAUUCAAACGCAUCAAAAACAAUACGUUCUUCAUUCAAAAUAGAUUUUGAUAAAAUGUUUAGUAAAUUUGUUAAUAAUUCCGAAAACAUGGAACGCCGAAAUUCUUUUACUGAUCUCCAGGAUUCAGUCAAAAAAAUUUCUAGAAAAUUCUCUCUGAAAAAAACUUUAAGUUCUUACAAAAUGGAUUUGAGUAGUCCCUCUAGCGAAAGAAGUGAAACAAUGCUGCGAGCAACAAGUGAUCCCAUGCAAUCGAAUCUUAGUGAUAAUGAUACUUUAGGUUCUAUUUUUGAUCAAUUUCUUCGUGAAUAUCGCAAGGAUUCUAAAAAGAAAACUGAACAAGAAGAAGCUGUUGAACUAGUUGAAGACACGAUACAAUGCAGCAAGAACCCAACUGCAGUUCAACUGGAUCUUAAUAACAUCCAAAUCGAGUGCGCUUCUGAUAUUGAUAAAAAUCAGCUUCCAAAAAAGCAUGAAUUUAAAACACCACUUGAUAAAAAGGCCUUAAGUCUUCCCCUGAAAACACACAGUGACUUUCAAGCGGAAAAUGUUAAUACACGUAGUACGACAUUUGAACGCAGAAGAAUGUCAGGUAUACAACUGACGCCUUUAAUGGCUAAGCUGUCAGUAUUGGCUUUCACAGAUGAAACGCAUACAGGAUAUAAUCGUCGUGAUAGUUUACAAGGACUUGAUUAUACAAUUCCUUCAGUGGAAAAAUGCGGAGGUAAAACAAAUGUUCAGAAAGAUCUCACAUCAACUGACACAAUGCAACAUUCAAAUGAAUUUCAAAAGGUUGAAUUAUAUAUUUGUGGUCAGCAAAAUAUGACUAUGUUUCUGCUGCUAGAAAAGGGUUCCACACAGAAGCAGGAAAUAGUCCAAACUAUGUUUGAUAAAUGCGUUGCAAAAUUAGGAAAAAUGGAAUCGCAUCUGUAUCAAACAUUAAACGUAAACAUGAUGGAAGGCGUGAGCGAAGGUAUAUAUAGCUUGAUUUGUCUUGAUUCCAAAUGGGAUACUGUUUUAAACCAUGGCCCUUGGACACCUCUCGAUCAAUCUUUUCUUGAACAUAUGCGUAUUGAUCUUAGUACUGGCCAACUUAUCACUGAUAUAUUUUUAAGAACUGGUGACUGCAUUUUAUACGGGUACAAAUCUGGCAGAACAGAAUUCUUUUUUAAAGAAAGUGCUCAUUAUUUUACUGGCAUCCCACCGCCAUCGGAUCCCAUGGGUACUAUCGCUAAACGUGCCAAAUCCCGUUUGGAAGAAGACUUUUCAAUAGUGCUUUUUUAAUUUAAAUACUUUUUUUAAAAACUUUAUAAAGUGGCCAAAGAUUCUAA